Rhizoctonia solani is the source of this 1686-nucleotide messenger RNA. Its product is annotated as indoleamine 2,3-dioxygenase. NCBI's taxonomy places the organism in Eukaryota, Fungi, Basidiomycota, Agaricomycetes, Cantharellales, Ceratobasidiaceae. Gene Ontology annotation, molecular function: metal ion binding; heme binding; indoleamine 2,3-dioxygenase activity. Gene Ontology annotation, biological process: 'de novo' NAD+ biosynthetic process from L-tryptophan. The record is from RefSeq and is a predicted model, not a curated record. Bases 1 to 1686 code for a protein of 561 amino acids. Gene Ontology annotation, cellular component: cytoplasm. The transcript has 6 exons.
AUGAACGCUCUCGUUAAACUGUUUGGACUCAUGGGAAUUACCUCAGAGCGUCCCUCGGGUAACAUUCAGGACGACUACCAGCUCCCAGAGAGCUCUCCUGAUAUGACCUCCCUCGCUUGCCCUGAAUUUGGUCUCGAUUCAAAGACUGGCUUCCUUCCUACUCAAGUACCAUUAGCGCGACUACCUGCCGCCUUCAACAAAUGGGAAGACGCACUUCAGCAGGCCAUGGUCAUCCUGAAGCGCCCGGGUGACUCCGAUGACCCACCCCCAACUGACGAGGAAAGGGAGCAAAGUUCGCGAUGGAGGGAGAACCUGAGAACAAUGGAGGUCAUCAGCAUUGAUCCACUCCAAGUCGACCUGAGAGUAGCCCAGCGUGCCCAUCAUGUGCUUGCUUUCCUUGUUCAGUUCUACGUCCAGUCCUUGCCACCCCGGGCUGAGACGGAACUCGGACCGAUUCAUAUCCCUCGUAGUUUGGCUAUUCCGUUUGUGGAUGUGUCAAGGUACCUGGAUAUUGCCCCUAUUCUUACUUAUGCUGAUUGUGUACUCUGGAACUUUUACCUUGAGGACCCGAGCAAACCGCUCACUCUUGAGAAUAUAAGGAUUCGGGAUUUGUUCACCAAAGAUUACCAAGAGGAGCAUUUCUUCUUGACCUCUGCCCGCAUCGAAAUUCGAGGAUUCGAAGCAAUUCAGCUCAUGGGUGAUGCGAUUGCCAUGACUCGCAAGGCGCAAAAUCUGGAUGUUGUAGUCGACGAAAUACGUCUGCAGAGUAUACUCGCACGUUUGGCUAUCGUAAUCGACGACCUGAAUCAGAUCUUGUGGUCCGUAAAGGAUGCUUGUGGUUAUCAAUUCUUUUACUGGGUCUUUCGUCCUGUGAGUAGCCUUUUCCGUAACGGCUAUGGAUCUCCCAAGUGGCUCUACGAAGGUGUUGAUGGUGAAGGGAUUGAAUUUCAGUGCUCUGGUCCUUCUGCUGGCCAGGCUGCCUUGAUGCACGCUUUUGAUGUAUUCCUUGGAAUCGGGCACCCUCAGAAGGACGACCGAUACUCACCAGCGUGCACCGGGAUGCGUAUCCACCCAUCAUACGAUCCCCAUGGCAAUAGUCAAGCGUGUCCUGCUUCCUCGACAUCUUCCGCUUCCACAAAUGCCUGUCCGGUCACUGGGGAAUCGUCUCCUUCUUUUGCUGACAUUUCGGACGAACUGCGUUCAUUUUUGCUCGAAGAAGCAGCUUAUCCUACUCCGCCCGCCGAAAAGACAGAAUUGUCGAUUACUUUGCCCCUCAAGCCCCUCUCUUUAGAGCGCUCGCUAAAUUUACCGACGCCCCCCAGCUCUCCUAUGAGUCGCCAAUUUGGAUACAUCUUCAUCGUCCGCAUGCGUAAAUACAUCCCUGGAAACCAUCAAAAGUUCCUUCUGCACCUAGCUCAUUCGAGCGUCCGUCCUCACGUUGCCGUUUGCGCAAGUUCUGGAGUUCGGCGCGCAUACAAUGACUGCGUGUGGGCGAUCAAGCGCUUCCGAGAUACUCACAUCAAGAUCGUUACCCUAUAUGUUAUUCACCCGGCCCGGAGUAAGGUUCUCGUCAAAGAUACUGACUCCGAAAGCGCGCCCGUCCGAGGUACUGGCGGAACUAGCCUCGUUCCCCUACUCAAGGCAUACCGCAACAACACCGCCAACACUAUGUUUCAAACCGAUUGA